Molecule: messenger RNA, 1027 nt
Organism: Solanum stenotomum
Lineage: Eukaryota; Viridiplantae; Streptophyta; Magnoliopsida; Solanales; Solanaceae
Product: 8-hydroxygeraniol dehydrogenase-like
Exons: 5
Coding region: 1-957 (318 amino acids)
Biological process (GO): lignin biosynthetic process
Molecular function (GO): cinnamyl-alcohol dehydrogenase activity; zinc ion binding
Source: RefSeq, a predicted model, not a curated record
AUGAAUAAUCAGAACAAUCAGCCAGUUGAGGGAGAUAAACUUAGGGAAAUCACUAAGGUAAACAAGAAAGCUAGAACAGGGAACUAUGAGUACUCUCAACAGAAAUCGGGUGGUGGAAAUCACUCACAGGUGACAGGUGAAAAAGAUGUGCAAUUUAAAGUUAUGUAUUGUGGAAUUUGCCAUUCUGAUCUUCAUCAACUCAAGAAUGAAUGGGGAAAUAGCAAGUACCCUAUGGUGCCUGGGCAUGAGGUUGUUGGUGUUGUAACUGAAGUAGGAAGCAAGGUGGAGAAAUUUAAGGUUGGAGACAAAGUAGGUGUUGGAUGUAUGGUAGGAUCAUGUCGAAAAUGUGAGAAUUGUAGCGUUGAUCUCGAGAAUUACUGCCCUCGUCAGAUUCCUACAUACAACGGCUAUAGCUUAGACGGAACCCUCACGUUUGGAGGUUACUCCGACAUGAUGGUAUCCGAUGAGCAUUUUGUAGUACGUUGGCCUGAAAACUUGUCGAUGGACGUUGCUCCCCUGUUAUGUGCUGGAAUUACUACUUAUAGUCCUUUGAAAUAUUUUGGACUCGAUAAGCCUGGAAUGCACAUUGGUGUUGUUGGUCUUGGAGGGCUCGGACAUAUGGCUGUUAAGUUCGCUAAGGCAUUCGGAACCAAAGUGACUAUCAUUAGUACAUCUGCUAAUAAGAAGCAAGAAGCAAUUGAGUGUUUGGGCGCAGACUCUUUCUUGAUCAGUCGCGAUCCUGAGCAGAUGAAGGCUGCAAUGAACACAUUGGAUGGGAUUAUCGACACUGUUUCUGCGGUGCACCCUAUUCUUCCAUUGCUUAUGUUGAUGAAAUCUCAUGGUAAGCUUGUUAUGGUUGGUGCACCAGAAAAACCGGUGGAGUUGCCCGUGUUUCCUCUACUUAUGGGAAGGAAGCUAGUGGCUGGAAGUUGCAUAGGAGGGAUGAGAGAGACUUAAGAAAUGUUGGAUUUCGCGGCAAAGCAUAACAUAACACCAGUUAUUGAAGUCGUGCAAAUGGAUUAUGUUA